Canis lupus familiaris (dog) is the source of this 1174-nucleotide messenger RNA. Its product is annotated as translation initiation factor IF-2-like. The transcript is spliced from 6 exons. The coding region runs from base 1 to 1143 and encodes 380 amino acids. The record is from RefSeq and is a predicted model, not a curated record. NCBI's taxonomy places the organism in Eukaryota, Metazoa, Chordata, Mammalia, Carnivora, Canidae.
AUGGCGGCGAGUCCCUGUGGCGGCCGCCUCCACCGAGCCGCAUCCCUCCUCCGCGGCCCGCCCUCCUUCCUAUCUCCCGCUCCUAAACUUCUUCCCCGGGAUAAACAGACCCGCCGCCAGGGGCGGCCGCCUCCGCUGCUCCCGCCCCCGCGCAGCGCGCCCCCCCCCCCCUCCCGGCCCCGGGCCCGUCCGGGCUCCGGCUUCCGAGUUGCGACUCCAGCCCCAGCCCCAGCGCGCGAGGGCGCGUGCGCGCGGCGGCGGCGGCGGCGGCGGCGGCGGCGUGGGCUCGCCCGGCUCCUGCUCCCUCCCCCCCGCGCCGGGCACUUCCGGCCGCCGGGAUCCGCCGCCGGGUUUUGGGAGCCGCCGCGCGGCCGUGGGGAGGACGGGGCGCUCCCCUUCCCCGGGGUCCGCCCCUGCGCCCGGCGGCGAGCUUCGCCUCAAAAGCCCGCCGGGGAUGCCUCAGUCGGUGGACGAGGGGCGCGAAGGGCGGCAGCCGGUUCUCGCUCCGUGGCGAGCUCCCACCUCCGCGAAGCGGCCCGAGGCAGCGGCGGACGGUGUCCCGCGGGAGCAGAGGCCACCCGGGACGGUCCUGGAUGGAGGACGCGGGCCUCAGGCCCGGGAGCGGGGGCGGCCGAAGCGCAGCUGAGGCGGCGUCCCGGGACCCCUCGUCGGCUACUGGCGCUGCCGCUGAGGCGCCGCCCGCACAGAGGAGACCGCCUCCCGGAGUGCAGAGAAAGCUUGGCAACACCUUGGGAAUUGAAUAUCUGCAGUAGUGUCCUCGCCUUCAUCUACCUCACAGCAUUUCAAUGCAGUUCACUUGCUGCACUAGAGUAUAAGCUCCAGGCUAUCCUGUUCACAGACAAGGACAACCUUUGGCACAUAGUAUAUGCUGAAAAAUAUUACAUCUCAUCACUUGCUUUUGGAAGGGUGAUUGAAAGCUCUCCUCAUCCUCUUGGAUGUUACCUUCAUCUUCAUCAUUCAAGAUGGUACUGUGAUGUUCCUGGCAAGAGGAUGGAGGAAGGAAGGAAGAAGAAACAAAGAACAUACCUCAGCUGCUUAAGGAACAAUAAUAAAGGGCUCUGGAAACACAGAACAUGGAGCCUGAAGGAACCAGGAAGGCAUCUCAAAGUAAGUGACAUUUGAGUUACAUCUUAAAGGCUGGGAAGGAAAAGGG